This is a messenger RNA of Exaiptasia diaphana, 3201 nucleotides long. RefSeq names its product ABC transporter B family member 25. The transcript is spliced from 19 exons. Gene Ontology annotation, biological process: transmembrane transport. The record is from RefSeq and is a predicted model, not a curated record. Bases 238 to 2616 code for a protein of 792 amino acids. Gene Ontology annotation, molecular function: ATP hydrolysis activity; ATP binding; ABC-type oligopeptide transporter activity. Gene Ontology annotation, cellular component: membrane. Lineage: Eukaryota; Metazoa; Cnidaria; Anthozoa; Actiniaria; Aiptasiidae.
AAAGUUGUCAGCUCUUCAAUCCAUUAUUGGAGAGCGUUUAGAGCAUUCGUUCGCCAUAUUGCCGGUGCUUCGUUAUCCAUAAUUGCUUUCUGUCUAAGUUAGAUCCAAGAAUUAGCAUUACUGGAGAUCCUGCACGCAUUGGAUUUUCGCAAGGGAGAAACUUGAAAACGCGCGAAAUCGGUGGAAUAUCGAUUACUUUAGAAUACCAAGCGACGAAGACAGUACAAGGUCUUUAAAAUGGAUGGACAUGUCAAUAAAGGAGAAGAAGCUUCAGGAGAAGAAGAUGAGAAGCAGAAGUUCACAAGAUUUUAUCGUCUACCCAGACUGCGUUUCACUAACUUCAUGCAGUUUAUGCUUGUUGCUGACCUAUGCUCAUCAAUGGUUCUCUGGCUUGUGGGAGGAGACACAAAAUAUUUUGAGAACCACAUAACACGCUUCACUGUGCGAGACAGUGUCAUAGACUUGGCCGUGUUGUCCUUUGUGAGAUGUAGUAUUUCAUUUUUUGUUUAUGGUUGGCUAGAAGAUGUGACGCUCAUACAAAUUGACCACCCUUAUGAGCCUUCMAUAUCAAAGAAAAAAUGUCUGUAUCAUGUUGUUGUUCUUUUCUGGAGUGUUGGAUCCUUGGCAUACAGCAUUACUAAAGGUGUUCUCAUCUAUAAUGUCUUAUCAGACAGUUCACAUAAACUACAUGUCACAUAUUAUGCUYUAAUAAUAAGCUCUAUAAGCUUCUGUUUCCUGGAAGCUAUUGGUGGUCUUUUAUCUUUCCCAAUGAUGAAGAAGCUUAAGGUUCAACGUAUACUUAUAACUCCAAAUGAUGAAUCCAAAGAAAAACCUAAAAAGAAGGUCAACGUAAGGAGACUUGCAAGUCUUGCAAAACCUGAAGCAGGCAUUAUAUUUAUUGCCUCAAUUGCAAUGUUGAUUUCAACUGGUUCUCAAAUUGCKGCUCCCUACUUUUUUGGAAUGGUMAUCACUGCWUCAAUGGAGAAUGGGAUGGCACAUCUGAAUAGAACCAUCCUUUACCUAUUGGGGAUUUAUAUUGGAGGCUCAAUAGGAUCAAUGAUAAGGGCCUGGCUGUACACAUUAGCUGGUCAACGAYUGGUAGCUAGAAUCAGAAAACAGCUCUUCAACGCUAUWAUGAGACAAGAAGUGGCAUUUUUUGAUACCAACAGAACUGGAGAGCUUAACAAUCGCCUUUCGUCUGAUACUCAAGUUAUCCAAAAUGCAAUUACUGUAAAUAUCUCCAUGUUGCUAAGAUACAUUCUGCAAAUUGUUGGAUCSAUCAUCUUCAUGUUCACAUUGAGCGCAAAGCUUACUGGGGUGCUGGUGUCAGUGGUUCCUGUUAUYGGCAUUGGUGCUCAACAAUAUGGGCGGUUUAUUCAAGGAAUCAGUAAAAGGUUUCAAGAUGAAAUUGCUAAUGCAGCAACCAUUUCAGAGGAGUCCGUCAGUAAUAUUCGUACAGUGAGAUCUUUCUCACAAGAAAAAAAGUCCACGACACAGUUUGCUGAAGCCAUUCAUAAAAGCUACAAACUUGGAGCAAAGCUAGCUGCUGCAUCAGGUAUAUUUAAUGGGAUUGUGAUGUCCUUAGCACAGGCUGCUAUAGUACUUGUUCUAUGGUAUGGUGGUAAACUUGUCAAUCAAGGAGAGCUAAAUGUUGGUAUUCUCACAGCUUUCAUGUUGUAUACACUUAAUGUUGCAAUGGCAUUUGCGUUCCUGUCAUCACUGUACGGAGACUUCAUGAAGGCUGUUGGUGCUUCACAUCGUAUGUUUGAAAUAAUGGAUCGCGUCCCAGACAUGGAUAGUGGGGAUCUGCAAUUAGAUACCAUAAACAAAGAAAUAGUUUUUAAUGACGUCUGUUUCCAUUAUCCAACAAGAACUGAGACAGAGGUUCUUAAGAGCCUUAGUUUCAAGAUCGCGCCAGGUGAAACUGUCGCCCUUGUCGGUCCAUCAGGCGGUGGAAAGUCAACUGUUAUCAGCCUAUUGGAACGUUUUUAUGAUCCAGUACGUGGUGUCAUAAAAAUUGGAAAUGUUGGUAUCCCAACACUUGAUGUCACAUGGUACAGACGAAAGCUUGCUCUAGUCAGCCAGGAACCUGUUCUGUUUGCAACAACUAUUGCUGAAAAUAUCGCAUAUGGAAGAGAGGCCACGCAAGAAGAGAUAGAAGAUGUUGCUCGCCAAGCCAACGCACAUGACUUCAUAUCAUCAUUUGAGAGCGGUUACCAGACCGAGGUGGGUGAACGAGGUGUCAAACUUUCAGGUGGUCAAAAACAACGUGUUGCUAUAGCAAGAGCUUUGCUGAUGAAUCCACAAGUACUUCUACUAGAUGAGGCUACGAGUGCUCUCGAUGCAGAGAGUGAGUAUUUUGUCCAGGAAGCCAUUGACCGGGCAAUGGUAAACAGGACAGUGCUGGUCAUAGCACAUCGACUCUCCACAGUCCGAAAUGCUGAUAUGGUUCUUGUCAUGGACAAAGGCAAAAUCGUAGAACGAGGCAGCCAUGAUGAUCUCAUUGCUCUUAAUGGUGUCUACAAGAAGCUGGUACUUCGUCAACUCACCGGUAACGAAGCGGUAGUGCCCGACGACGAAGGAAUACCCGCUCCAAAGGAUGUGACCAUGGACUAGAUAGCUGUAGUUUGACUUUUCUCUAGUCAGAGUCACAAUCCGUAAAAUAGGUGUUUUUGUCCUCAUCCUCACUACUUUAAUUAACUUGGUGAUUGUAGACUUUUUAUAACCCUUCAGACUAUAAACGUCUGCUUUUAUUUAAAUAUUUCAUUUAUCCGAAAGUAAUGUUUACAAAGCGAUAAGAAACUGAUUUUAUAAGAGUCAGUUUCAAAAACCAGCACUAUUUCUCAACUCGGACUGAAUUACUAAUUUUGCUACGCCAUUGCUCAUAUCUUGAAGCAGUAUGUUUUCUACCAAAUUUUGAAACGGUUGUUCCGCAAAAAGUGUUAAAUUCUCGUGAGGCAAGCUUCACUUUGUUCACCUCCAUUGACUACAUUUUCUUUCCUUGUCUCUUGAAGUGUAAACAAGGACCAAUUCUGACUCGGACUAUUACUGUAGUUUGAUGUUAGAGAGAUAAGCAUGCUAGAGAGAUAAAUAGAGGAUAUUAUACAUGGGCGCGCGGAGAUACGGAUUUUAUCUUCGAGUGUUGAAAAGAUCUCUCACGAGUGAGCGUAGCGAACUCGUGAGAGAUUUUCAACACGAGAA